UCCGCCCCGUGGCCGCCAUGGCCGACCGGUCGGCGGCGGUCCCGCCUGAGGCCCCCUCCGGGGCCGCGGCGGCGGCGGCGGCGGCGGCGGCAAGCCCCGCGGAGUCCCCCCUCCAAGGCUGCGCCCGCCACCGCCUGCGCGCGGUGGAGCCGGUGCUGCUGCUGGCCACGCUGGCGCUCGGCUUGCAGAGCCCGCUCUGCACCCAGUUCCUCUGGGACCGCCUCGGCGCAGGCAACGGCACCGGCACCGGCACCGGCACCGGGGGCGGAGAGGCCGGCGGCGGCUGUCCCAACGACACCGGUUCCGGGCAGCAGGAGCUGGAGAUGCUGGUGGCCCACUGGAACCUGUACCUCAACCUGGCCGGCUUCUUUGUGGGGCUCUUCUCGGUGACCCUCUUUGGCCCCUGGAGCGACAGCGUGGGUCGCCGGCCGAUCCUGACCCUGCCAGCAGUGGGCAUGGCCCUGCAGGCAGCUGUCUACCUGGUGGUCAUGUAUGCUGAGCUGCCCGUGGGGUACCUCCUGGUGGGCCGGGUGCUGAGCGGCCUCUCGGGGGACUACAACCUGGUGCUGGCCGGCUGCUUCGCCUAUGUGGCCGACAUCAGCGCCAGGCCCGCCCGCACCUUCCGGGUGGCCAUCCUGGAAGCCUGCCUGGGCCUUGCGGGGAUGGCCGCAAGCGUGCUGGGCGGGCGGUGGCGCCAGGCCCAGGGCUACCUGGCGCCCUUCUGGCUGGUCUUUGCAGCGAGCCUCGCUGCCGCCCUCUACUCUGCCUGCAUCCUCCAGGAGUCAGUGCCACAGAGGCGGCCACAGAAGCUGCUCACACUCCACCAUUACACAGCGGUGUAUCGGCUCUAUGCCAGCCCUGCCCGGGGCUCAGCCUGGCAGAUGCUGCUCCUCUACUCGCUCGCGUUCUUUGUGGUGGUCACGGUGCACUUUGGGGCCCGGGAGAUCCUGGUGCUCUACGAACUCAGUGCCCCGCUCUGCUGGGGCCCGGUGCUGAUCGGCUACGGCUCGGCGGCCCACUACCUGACCUACUUGAGCAGCCUGGCAGGGCUGCGGCUGCUCCAGAUGUGCAUGGGGGACUCCUGGGUGGCCGAGGUGGGCCUGCUCUCCAACAUGCUGGGGCUGGUGACCAUGGCGCUGGCAGUGACGACGGCCCUGAUGUUCACAGGCUACGGGCUUCUCUUCCUCUCGAUGACGGUGACUCCCGUGAUCCGCUCCAAGCUCUCCAGAUUGGUGAGCGAGACCGAGCAAGGUGCCCUCUUUGCCGCUGUGGCCUGCGUGGAGGGACUGUGCUCCCUGGUGGCCACCGGAGUGUUCAGCUCCCUGUUCCCGGCCUGCCUGUCCUUCAUGAAAGGGUUCCCCUUCCUUUUCGGAGCCAUCCUCCUCCUGGUUCCAGCCGCCAUCGUGGGGUGGAUCGAGAUCCGGGACUCCACGCCUAGAUACCAGCAGUUUGCCGAUGUUCCUGGGCCACCGCAGGAGGCUGAGCCGUGAGCCAGACGCGACUGACACCUUUGCUCCCCGCAGGCACAGAGGAGCCACAGUCUCCUGGCAUGGAACGGAUCAAGCCCGGUUGGACAGACUGAGGGUUUAGGCCUUGGGGACCGUGUGAAUGCCCAGAUGCGUCAUCGUCUGUCUCAACUUGAGCAAAAUGAUGGGGACUCGGAUGGGGUUCUGGGAUGAGGCAGUCUGGAGAGGGUGUGCCCGAGGCUCUUCCUGCUGGUACUCGCCAGAGGGACCCCAAGGCUGCCCAACAGGGUCCUGCACGUGGCACAGAGGGCGGAAUCCUAGGAUGCCUUUGCCCGGGCCCGGGCACUGUCAAGACCCUUUCAGAUGUGAGGCUGCUAGGAUUGAAACAAGGGGGGGAGGGGAGGCAACACGGGGGGGAGGGAAGAGGACUGACCUCCGGGGAUCUGAUCCUCACCCCACGGGGCUCCCCUAUCUUGCUGGGAAUUGGCGAGUCUCCCUCCAGUCCCCGGGGCCUCUUCCUGGUGACCGAGGGACAAUAAAAGAGAAAGGCUGUGCUGGUAACAAGUGGUCUCUGAAGGCUUUGUGCUCUUGAGGAUGGGCAGAGGGCAGGGCCUGGAAGGGCUGCCUGGAGAUUGCCCUUGGCAACUGCAGCUCAUCUGUCCUUCCCUGUUUUCUUGGGAACCAGUCAGCUUCUUGGUGGGGGCAAGGACACCUGGACAUCCUGCUGCUCUGGC
Molecule: messenger RNA, 2200 nt
Organism: Candoia aspera
Lineage: Eukaryota; Metazoa; Chordata; Lepidosauria; Squamata; Candoiidae
Gene: SLC46A1
Product: solute carrier family 46 member 1
Exons: 5
Coding region: 18-1490 (490 amino acids)
Biological process (GO): transmembrane transport
Cellular component (GO): plasma membrane
Molecular function (GO): transmembrane transporter activity
Source: RefSeq, a predicted model, not a curated record